Danio aesculapii is the source of this 7055-nucleotide messenger RNA. Its product is annotated as DENN domain-containing protein 4B-like. Gene Ontology annotation, molecular function: protein binding. Lineage: Eukaryota; Metazoa; Chordata; Actinopteri; Cypriniformes; Danionidae. Gene Ontology annotation, cellular component: cytoplasmic vesicle. Gene Ontology annotation, biological process: regulation of Rab protein signal transduction. The record is from RefSeq and is a predicted model, not a curated record.
CGUGAUGACGGAGGAGCGAUGUCCUCAGCUGGUGGAUUAUUUCGUGGUGGCGGGUCUGACAGGCGCCUCUGCUCCGCUGGAUGAGGAGGGGCAGCAGCGGGGCGUCCGGGCCGUCCUGCCCGUCACUGACCUGGCCGUGAUCGCCCGCGGGCUGGGGGAGGACGUGCCCGAGGGAUUCACCUGCAUCGAGAAAACGCCAGGAGGACAUCCGGCCGAGCUGAGCGCCGGACUGCUCAAUAACACACACAUGUUCCUCUGCUACAGGAGAGGACACGACAAACCGCCCAUCGUGGAGCUCGGUGUUCUGUACGAGGGUAAGGAGCCGGUGCGCUCCGGUUGGCAGGUGAUCGAGACGACACCAUACAGCCGCUCCGCCAGCCUGAGCUCCAGCGGGCCCACGACCCACAGAACCUUCCUGAUGUUCCGCAGAGCUCCAGACUCGCAGGCGCUCAACACACUCGGGGUCACCGAGAUCUCUCUGCUGAUGCCCAGCAAGGGCGAGACGGCACCACACACCUACUGCAGAGUGGACAAGAACAUCAACACGGGCAUGUGGGGACCAGCACUGUAUCUCUGCUACAAGCGUUCAGCAGCUAAAGCAAAUGCCCUGGUGUACGAAGCAGGUCUGAUCAGCAGGUAUCCUGAGCAGGAUCUGGAGUCGUUUGCUCUGCCGGACUCAGUGCCCGUGUUCUGUCUCCCGAUGGGGGUGACUGUGGAGAGCUGGCCGCUCAACACCAAAUACCAGCUGCCCGUCUUCUCCACCUUUGUGCUGACCAGCGCCUGCGGAGACAAGGUCUACGGAGCUGCCAUCCAGUUCUACGAGGCGUACCCGCGCGAGUGUGUGUCGGAGCGUCAGUGUGUGCGUCUGGGUCUGCUGAGCGUGGUGGACCGCCGGCCGAUCACCAACCGCAGCCUGCAGGUCAAGAAGAGCAUCUGCGUGCUCUCACACUGGCCCUUCUUCAGCGUCUUCCAGAAGUUCCUCACGUUCAUCUACAGAUACUCCAUCUCUGGGCCACACGUGCUGCCGCUGGAGAAGCACAUCUCGAGCUUCAUGCACAAUGUCCCGUUCCCCUCGGCUCAGCGUCCUCGUAUCCUGGUGCAGCUCUCUCCAUAUGAUAACCUGCUGCUCUGUCAGCCCGUGUCGUCUCCGCUGCCGCUCAGUGGUGCCAGUUUUGUGAAGCUGCUGCAGAAUCUGGGUCCGGAGAACACGUGUUCACUGCUGCUGGCCGUCCUGACCGAACACAAGCUGCUGCUGCACUCGCUGCGGCCCGACGUGCUGACGUCUGUGAGUGAAGCACUGCUGUCGAUGACGUUUCCCCUGCGCUGGCAGUGCCCGUACAUCCCUCUGUGCCCGCUGCGGAUGGCGGAUGUGCUGUGCGCCCCCAUGCCCUUCAUCGUGGGCGUUCACUCCAGCUACUUCGACCUGUACGACCCGCCGUCUGACGUGGUGUGUGUGGAUCUGGACACCAACACCAUUUUCCAGUCUGAAGAUAAGAAGCCUCUGUCCUGGCGCUCACUGCCCAGAAAACAUGGCAAGAUCCUGCUCAACUCACUGACUAACCUGCACAAGACCCUGGAGAAGAUCUACACGCCGGGGCAGGAGGAGGCCACGCUGGAGUUCCUGCUGACGGAUUAUGAUCUGAUCUACGGCCGACAGAAGCAGCUGGAGCUGGAGAUCCAGGAGGCGUUCCUGCGCUUCAUGAGCUGCUUACUGAGGGGAUACAGAUCAUACCUGCUGCCCAUCACACAGGCCCCGUCUGACAGAACCACUGACUGCAGCUCACUCUUCAACCUGCAGGGGUUCCUGAAGUCUCGUGACCGGACGCAGCAGAAGUUUUACACACAGCUCACUAAGACUCAGAUGUUCACUCAGUUCAUCGAGGAGUGUUCGUUCGUCAGCGAUCGCCACGCCAGCCUCGAGUUCUUCGACGAGUGUGUGCAGAAGAUGGACGUGGAGAAGCCAGAGGAUGUGCGUCUGAUGGAGCGUGAUGAGUGUGUGAGCGGUGAACAUACGGUCUUCAUUAUGCCUCCAGAGGAGCCGCAGCAGCCCGACGGCUCUGAGUGUCCUGCACAUUACAGCUAUGACACGUUCCCGGUCCUCCAACCGGAUCUGUUCGAGCGGCCCCAGGAUCAGCUCCGCACCCCCGCUAAAGGAAGUGCCCCCAGUAGCCCCGCCCCUCGACGCACCAAACAGGAGAUCAAGCUUGCGCAGAAGAAGGCUCAGAAGUACUCGUCGGUUCCGGAGAUGUGGUCCAAGUGUCUGCUGGGUCACUGCUAUGGGUUGUGGUUCAUCUGCCUGCCAUUCGUCAGGGCCGAGAGCGGGAAAGUCAGAGCGCUGCACACUGCGUAUGAGGUGCUCAAACACAUGGAGACACGCAAGGUGGUGCUGCCAGACGAGGUGUGUUACCGUAUCCUGAUGCAGCUGUGUGGUCAGUACGGUCAGCCUGUUCUAGCAGUUCGGGUUCUGCUGGAGAUGAAGAGAGCAGGAAUAACCCCAAACACCAUCACAUACGGAUACUACAAUAAAGCGGUGCUAGAGAGCAAGUGGCCAUCCACCAAUCAGGGAGGGCGUCUUCGCUGGGCAAAGCUUCGUAAUGUGCUAUUGGCUGUGGCUCAGUUCAGGCAGCCAAUCAAACAGCAGCAGAGGAGCGCAUCAUUCAGCAUCCCCUCAGAUGUGCUAAAUAAGCCCCGCCCCACUCAGCUCUGAUUCGCCAGGUCCAGCUGGAGCGGUUUGAGUGAAAGCUCGAGUCACGAAUCGCUGACGAGUUUUGGCCAAGAGCACAGCCUGAGCAGCGUUCAGCCCCACAGGAAGCAAACGUAAUGUUUUCUGCUUCUCUCAGAGCUGACGCUGAAGAAAGCAGGAGAUGUGAGCGCAGACGCCGGCUCCCGCAAGCCUCCGGCGGGCCGCAGGGAUACACUGAGUCCUCCUGCACCGGUGCUGGUGCGCCGCAGCGACGUCUGCCUGUCCACAUUCUACAGAGACUGUGCUGAGCCCACCGAUGCAGACUGCAGAAACCAGCCCGCCGAGAGGGACAGCAGGUCAGUGGAGGUGAAGGAGACUCUGAACCGCAAGUCUGUGGAUGAAAACUACAACACGGUUUCGUCUCCGAGCCGCGGUCUGGCUGGAAAAUUGCAGCAGCUGCUGACGCCGACGCGUAACCGAGCGUCUGUUCGCCGUGCCGCCAGUGUGGAUGACAGACGAGCCAAUGGGAACACUCGCCGCGCACACGAGCAGAAGCCCUCACGCAAGAGCCAGAUGGCGGAGAGCCUGCUGAAGGCCAAAGAGAGACUCUACAACGCCACCUCUGAGAGCUCUCUGUCUGUUGGGAGUGACAUUGACAUGGCUGACAUGCAGACGCUGGCGGUUCCUCUCAGGAAGUCCUGGACUCUGCACAGGAAGCAGGCGGCAUUGAGGUGUGUGCUGAUGUCGAGCUGUUCGCUGUGCCGCAGCUGUAAUUCUCUGGUGUAUGAUGAGGAGAUUAUGGCCGGCUGGUCCUCUGAUGACUCUAACCUGAACAGCACCUGUCCGUUCUGCUCCGCCCCGUUUGUCCCGCUGCUGAACGCCGAGAUCUGCGACCCGGGGCCCGUCUGCAGUACGGAGCGCGGGACUCUGCAUGCGGAGGAUGAGCUGGAGAAUGCCAUGCGUCCCCCUGCUGGCCGAGACGACACACUGCAGCACCUGUGCAACGGCAGCAGAGAGGCGGACUCCAGCUCCGAAACCAGCAGCCAAUCAGAGAGCAGUGUGCCGUCGGGUGGUGGAGCCCCGCAGGUGACCGUGGAGUACCUGAGCCCGCUGGUGCUGCGCAAGGAGAUGGAGAGUCUGCUGGAGAACGAGGGUGAGGGUGUUCUCUCUCAGGUCCUCUUGCUGGACAGCCACUCCAUCAUCUUCUGGAACCUGGUGUGGUAUUUUACCCGCCUCGGCCUGCCCACCAACCUGCCACACCUGCUGAGGGCGUCGCCACUGACCGCUGCGUUUACACAGGGGCUGGAGGGUGUGUCGGUGCGUGUGCGUUUGCUGUGGGACACUCUGAGUCCAGAUACGGAGCAGUGGCCGCCGCUCUACAUGCUCUGGAGGAUCCACAGUGGCGCUCUGGUGCGCAGCUACAGCUGGAAACACCACAAUCACCCGUUCAGCCUGAGCUUCCUGGAGGAGCUGCUGCGCUGGAUCGGCAUGAACGAGGUGCACAAGGCCAUCACACACUUCCUGGAGACGCUGGCCAAGCAGAACACACAGCCACGCAUACAGAGGAGUCUGUACAGAGAGAUGCUCUUCCUCACUCUGGCUGCUAUGGGUAAAGAUCAUGUUGCUUCGUUUGAUAAGCGCUAUAAGGCAGCGUAUGUGCGCUUGAGCAGUUCAGUGGGUCGAGAGGAGCUGAAGAAGAAGAGAGUUCAGCCGCCCAGCGCUAAAGCCAUCGACUGCAGACGCUGCUUCCUGCUGCCGCUCCACUGCUGAACACACACACACACACACACACUUAAAGACUCACACACACAUUCACUAUUACAGACUGCAAUCAUACACACUCUGCUUGUCUCGUUGUUCACUCAGUAUACAGACACACACACACACACUUCUGCACAACCACUCACGCACUCCACUGGUUUCACAUUAAGAAUACACACACACACACACACACAUUUACACAAACACAUACUCUCACUCCUACACACUAUUACACACUCCACUCAUACACACACUCUGCUGGACUCUCCACUAGUUUUACACUGAUAAUGUAUACGCACACACACACACACACAAACCACAAGUAUAGGAACGCACACUCCACUCAUACACACACACACUCUGCAGAUCUCAUUGUCACACUGAGUAUAAACACACACAAACACACGCACGCACACACACUCUCCAUCUCUCCCCAAAAUAUAGAAACACACACUCCACACAUGAACACACUCCACUGGUUUCACACUGACUGCACACACACACACACACACACACACACUCUUUAGCCGCUUCUGCUGGCGUGUUCAGUGGACUCUCCUGCGCUGUGCAAUGCAUCAUGGGAAAUGGAGUGCUGCUCACAGCCGGCGCUCGGACACACACUUCCUGUCCAGACUGGCGCUCAGAGGAAGUGAUGUCAGGGUUUACCUCGGUUAUUCUGCUGCCUCGUGGAGCUCAGUGGCAGCAGAGCAUCAUGGGAGAUGGUUUGUUUGCUGCUCAUUCUGCACCUUCAGCUGGAGGAGACUGUCUGCAUGGCGGACGCUUCUCUUCAUCAUCAUCGUCUUCAUCAUCAUCGUCUUCAUCAUCAUCGUCUUCAUCUUCACUCACAGUACAGAUGAUUUCAGCAUUACAGCACUGUUCAUCAUGUUGACCUGUACACAAGUGUGUAUGUGUGUGUGUGGGUGUGUGUGUGUGUGGGGAAGACUGUGUUUGUGUGAAAGUGUGUGAAUGUGCACACAUGUACGCAUGUGUGUAUGCAACCUUUGUGUUUGUAUAUGUUUGUGUGUAUGUACAUAUGUAUGAGAGUGCGUGCGUGUGUGCGUGCGUGUGUGUACAUAUGUAUGAGAGUGUUUGUGCGUGCGUGUGUGCGUGCGUGUGUGCGUGUGUGUACAUAUGUAUGAGAGUGUUUGUGCGUGCGUGUGUGCGUGCGUGUGUGCGUGUGUGUACAUAUGUAUGAGAGUGUUUGUGCGUGUGUGUGUUUGUGCGUGUGUGUGUGUGUGUGCGUGCGUGCGCGUGCGUCCGUGUGUGUGUGUGAACCGUUUAAAGAGUUUUGAGUGCAUGUAUGUAAAGAGUGUGCAGUGUGUGAAUGCGAGUUUGAGUGUGUGUGUGUGUGUGUGUGUGUGUGUACAUAUGUAUGAGAGUGUUUGUGUGUGUGUUUGUGCGUGUGUGUGUGUGCGUGCGUGCGUGCGUGUGUGUGUGUGAACUUGUCCGUUUAAAGAGUUUUGAGUGCAUGUAUGUAAAGAGUGUGCAGUGUGUGAAUGCGAGUUUGAGUGUGUGUGUGUGUGUGUGUGUGUGUGUGUGUGUGAGUGCGAGAAAGUGUUUGUGAGUACGUAGGUAUGAGAGUAUUUGUAUGUGAGUGUGUGUGAUUAAGCAUAUGUGAGAGUGUGUGAGAAUAUAUUUUAGAGUGUGUGUCAGUAUUUGUGUGUGAGCGCAUGGAUGUGUACAAGUGAGUUUGUGUGAAAGUGUGUGAGUGCGUGCACGUGUACGCAAGUGUGUAUGCGACCUUGUGUUUGUAUGUGUGUGUGUGUGUAUGUACAUAUGUGAGUGUUUCUGCAUGUGAGAGUGUGUUUGUGUGUGUGUGUGUAUGCAUGUGUAUGCUAGUGUGUGAAUGCGAGUUUGUAUGUGUAAGUGAAUGUGUGUGUGUGUGUACAGUAUGUGUGUGUGUAUACUGUAUGUAUGUAUGUAUGUGUAAGAGAGCAAGACAGCAUGUAUGUAAAAGAGAGUUUGUAUGUAUGUGUGUGUGUGUGUGUGUGUGUGUGUGUGUGUGUGUGUGUGUGUGUGUGUGUGUGUGUGUGUGUGUGUGUGUGUGUGUGUGUGUGUGUGUGUGUGUGUGAUUAAGCAUAUGUGAGAGAUGGAGAGUGUGUGAGAAUAUAUUUUAGAGUGUGUUAGUGCAAGUUUGUGUGUGUGUGUGUGUGUGAGACAGAGAGAAAGUGUUUGCGAGUGCAUACAUGUGUAUCCAAGUGUGUGUAAGUGUGUAUGUGUGUGUAUGUGUGUGUGAGAGAGUUUCUGCACUUGUAUGUUUUUGUGUGUGUGUGUGUGUGUGUGUGUGUGCGUGUGUGUGUGUGUGUGUGUGAAUGUGAAUCAUGGUUCAUGAGGGAACUCUAGGAUCCUUUAGUCUUAAUUUGAGGAAUAAUGAGGAAUUCUGCCACCAGAGGAAGUGAUGUCAGAGGAAGCUGUAGUUCCUGCAAUAAUAGCGCAGCAUGAGGGACGUCCACUUUGUGUUUUGAAACUCCAAACUAAGAGAGAAGAGAGAGAUUAUAAAGCUAUAUUUAACUGUUCAUGUGUUUGCUGUGCUAAUUUAUAUUGAUGUGACCUUUGACCUUUGUUGUGAAUGUUGUUUUGUUUUUUAAGAAAAAGAGUUUUAAGACCUUCA